Chironomus riparius is the source of this 838-nucleotide messenger RNA. Lineage: Eukaryota; Metazoa; Arthropoda; Insecta; Diptera; Chironomidae. The record is from the annotation of a GenBank genome assembly.
CUAAGUUGUUCUCCCCUCGUUCCCUUCAACUUUUUUGCUCGACACGUUCAAGCUGCUAGAAAUAUUGAAAUUAAUUAAAAUCACUGUCUAAAGAUGGCUUUCGGUGACGUAAAAAGUGCUAAAGGAUUGACUGAAUUGAACAACUUCUUAGCCGAUAACUCAUACAUUGUCGGAUAUGCACCAUCCAAGUCUGAUACAAGUGUUUUUGAUGCAUUAGGAAAAGCCCCAUCAGACGAAUAUGCCAAUAUUGCACGUUGGUAUCGUCAUAUUUCAAGUUUCGCAGCAAAUGAACGUAAUGGAUGGGCUGGAAGUGCAGUUCCUCAAGUUUCCGGCGGAACCACAACCACAGCACCAAAAGCAGCUGCUGCCGACGAUGAUGAUGAUGUAGAUUUGUUCGGAUCAGACGAGGAAGAAGAUGCAGAGGCUGAAAAACUCAAGGAAGAACGAGUAAAGGCUUAUGCUGAUAAGAAAUCCAAAAAACCCGCACUUAUUGCUAAAUCUUCAAUCUUAUUGGAUGUUAAGCCUUGGGAUGAUGAAACAGACAUGAAAGCAAUGGAAGACAAUGUUCGUACAAUUGUUAUGGAUGGACUUCUUUGGGGAGCCAGUAAAUUGAUUCCAUUGGCCUACGGUAUUAAGAAAUUGCAAAUUAUGUGUGUCAUUGAAGACGAUAAAGUCUCUGUCGAUGAAUUGACUGAAAAGAUUGAAGCAUUCGAAGAUGUUGUCCAAUCAGUUGAUAUUGCUGCUUUUAACAAGAUCUAAGCAUCAAAUCUUAUUAUUUUCUUGUCCUUUAUGUCUUCUGAAACUGUUGAGGAAAUAAAAAGUUCGUACUUUUUCCAUU